UGUGAUGGAAAUGUGAGUGUGCUCGGGAUGCGAUGUCUAUGGUCAGCAACUUGAGGUACUGAUACGCGUUGGAACAGGCUGUGUUACUUCGUCGUCAUCGAUUGUUCUCAAUAUGCGGCGGCAUUGAUAGUGGUUAGAGGGAGGAAUAGGCUUUUCUGAUUACUGGAGCAUGUUAACCAGUAGAAGCUGGAAUCGGAGCUAGAGGACAACGAGGACAAGGAUCCGCCGAAGAGAUUGCUCAGUAUUCAUGGUACUUUUGUGAUAAAUUUUCUGCAAAGACUCAGUAUGACAUUGCGGGGUCGUCAACGAACUGAGAUCGUGAGAAGUUGCUAGAGUAGUAAACAUGGGGACAUUAGAUAAAGCUUUGGCUGAGAAGCUGUCAGGUCUGUCAGUAGGGACAGAUUUCAUUCCUGACACAGAUGUGGUAAAAGAUUCUGGAUCAAAUCGAAGGAUAGGCGGGAUGCAUCUUGAGGCAGACUUCGGUGGAGAGCAAGACUGUGGCAUUGAUUCCAGGGGAGCGAUGUCGGGGGUAGAAAGUUCUUGCGAGGAAGUGGAGCAAGAGUUAACAGAAAAUUCAUAUCAACCAUCUUGCUCCAACUCGAUGUUGCAGGAAAGGCAGGAAGAGGAAGCUGCUCUCUAUACUGAACACUCCGAUGGCCCUCCAGACGGGUUUCUCUCCAUCUUACCAUACGCAGAUUUGAAAUCUCUUCUCACGCUCGAGAGGGUAAGCAAGCAAAUGCGCAUCGCAGUGAAUGAUGUUCUCGUGUGGAGGAAGUUAGAGGUUGAACCCCCUCUAAACAGGGCCCUUACAGAUGACAUUCUUAUGACCCUUGUCAAGAGGGCAGGUGGAUUACUGAAGAGUAUGAGACUCGUCACAUGUUUAGGGAUCACUGAUGAAGGAUUAGCCAAUGCGCUAUCACUCUGUCCCCAGCUUGAGAAGCUGGAGGUCCCCGGAUGUACAGGGCUCAAUAUUGAUGCCCUUGUGCAUACGGUGGAGCAGCAAUGUGCAAUGAGUCGUUCGAAAGGGAUGUGCGGUAUCAAACAGUUGCGAAUCCGUGGAAUUCUUGAAAUCCAUGAGCAGAGUCUGUUUGCUCUGAGAGAUAUGAUGUUGAGCAGAAACGGACACCAGUUACCAAUCACUUGGCCUGCUUACCUGUCCUCAACUACCAUUGAUGACGAUCGAGCUAUCGAUGUUGAGAUGUGUCCCAGAUGCGACUCUCAAUAUGCGACGGUUGUGUUCGACUGUACGAGGAAAAGUUGUCAGAAUGCAGCAAGGGUUGACCCCAGCAAAGCUUGCCGGGGUUGUUUCAUGUGUUUGCCGAGAUGUAGUGGGUGCGGUACUUGCUGUCUGGAAGACGAGGAUUUUGAGAGUACGUGCUGCAUAUGGGAUGUUUGUUUCAGCUGCUGGGCGCAGUCCCCCAAAUGCGCAGAAUGUAACACCGCCUUUUGCUGGAAGCACAAGAGGGAUUACAUGGAGGGGACCAUUCAUAGCGCCUUGUCGGGGAUAUGUGAUAGGUGCGCACAAGAGGGAUUUCAUGGUGGGAACCAUUCGUAGCGCCUAGUCGGGGGUAUGUGAGAGGUGCGCAAAUAGUUUGGAAAUAUCCCUUUUGGAAACAUCCUUUGAUGACUACUAGACGAAUUGUAGCAUUGCUAGAGUUGAAAAAACUUCCUUGUAGUCCACAUCUUUCUCAUGUGGGAAACCUCUAACCACCGACCUGGAUUUGAAUUUUUAUCUCAUCAUCUGUUGGAUUAUCCUUUAGCUGGUACGUCCACUUGCAAUCGAUUAACGCUGUAACCUAACUGCAGUCGCAUGCAACCGCAAAUCGGCUACGGCCAGGACAAGUGGUUACUGCGUCCUAUCCAGCCUAGGAAAUUCAAAAAUAAAAUCUCCAUGAAACUUAUAUAAAUUAAUUAAACGUAUCAUAGUUUAUUGUACAUUUACGUUCUAGUAUUGAAGAAAUCAUCUUGGAAAUGAUUUUUAUAGAAAAGGAGAGUAUAAUUAUAUGAAACUUGUGCGUGAAUUCAGAUUUAUAGAUAAAAGGCCCUCGUUCAAGUGCGCGAGUGUCAUCGAGAAUUUUGAGUCGUUUGAUGACGACAAGAAGAAAAUAUCCCAUGAUUUGAGCAACAGUAAUCUGUAGUAUCAAGUGAUUUCGUUUACACCUAAGACUCGGCCAUUGAGUAAUAAACUAUGACAGC
Molecule: messenger RNA, 2196 nt
Organism: Marchantia polymorpha subsp. ruderalis
Lineage: Eukaryota; Viridiplantae; Streptophyta; Marchantiopsida; Marchantiales; Marchantiaceae
Source: the annotation of a GenBank genome assembly